Molecule: messenger RNA, 988 nt
Organism: Lolium perenne
Lineage: Eukaryota; Viridiplantae; Streptophyta; Magnoliopsida; Poales; Poaceae
Product: agamous-like MADS-box protein AGL80
Biological process (GO): positive regulation of transcription by RNA polymerase II
Molecular function (GO): DNA-binding transcription factor activity, RNA polymerase II-specific; protein dimerization activity; cis-regulatory region sequence-specific DNA binding
Source: RefSeq, a predicted model, not a curated record
CUUAUUCCUUCUCUUUCAACUCAGAAAAGCAAAUUUCCUUUGUUGGAUUCCCUGCUCUGCCUUCAUGCUUGCCUCAGGCUAGCAAUGGCUCGUAAGAAGGUGAACCUCCAGUACAUCCCCAAUGAUUCCACCCGUCGUGACACAUUCAAGAGGCGCACCCGUGGCCUCAUGAAGAAGGCCAAUGAGUUGGCCAUCUUGUGCGAUGCUAAGCCAUGUGUCGUCAUCUAUGGCGAGGGCGAGCCAGUGCCGCAGGUGUUCCCAUCGCACGCCGAGGCGGCGACCGUCAUAAACCAGUUCAAGAACAUGUCAGAACUAGAGAAGCACACGAAGAUGGACCAUGAGUUGUUCCUCCUCCAGCGCAUUCACAAGUUGCAGGGCCAGGUGCACAAGUCCGAGCGCAACUGCAAGGAGCAUGAGAUCAGGUCCCUCUUGCAGAAGGCCAUGUUGGGAAACCUCCCCAACCUCACGGGGCUUUCUAGUGAGGAUAUUAAUAAUGCUGGAUCGGAGGUGGAGGUGCUCCUCAAGAGAAUUGGCAACCGCAUCACGAAGAUUCGUGACCAACAAUUGGUCUACCGGCCUUCCCCGGUGCAGGCGCCGACUCCCAAUGUCAUCUGAAUUAACACCAUUGAGCCUGCGAUGAUCUAUAUGGAUAAAGUGUCAUCCCAUUACCAGGAGAGUUGGCUUGAGAAGUUGAAGUUCAGAGGAGGGGACCUCGGUGCUCUCGUGUAUAGUGGCUUCAAUGGUGGUUGUGAUGGUGCCACCUCUAGCGAUGGCUUCGGUGGCGUUCAGCUCUUCGAUCUAGGUGAUGGGCCCGUUUUUCCAUGAGGUACCAUCAAUCCCGGGGAAAUCUUUAAGUUCUUGCUAUCCUAUUAUGGAGGGAGAGGCUCCCCACAACACAUGCAUGGCCAAUUACAUGUGUCGUCUCAAUUGUUCAUCUAUCUCUUAUAUGUUUUGUCAUUAUAUUUUGCUUCAAGCGACAUGUCCCAUC